Molecule: messenger RNA, 4608 nt
Organism: Oncorhynchus kisutch (coho salmon)
Lineage: Eukaryota; Metazoa; Chordata; Actinopteri; Salmoniformes; Salmonidae
Product: phosphatase and actin regulator 2-like
Exons: 12
Coding region: 203-1867 (554 amino acids)
Biological process (GO): actin cytoskeleton organization
Molecular function (GO): actin binding
Source: RefSeq, a predicted model, not a curated record
AAAGGAAUGACAGGCAUUCUUGAGCUGAAUCAGUGGUUUUGAGACCCAGCGGUUUUUUCAAGAGUUUUAUCCCAACAAUUGUCCACUGCCUGAAGUAGGUGAAAUGAACUUUAGGAUUAGGCGAUGGCUACGAUUUUGUGGUGAAAAAAAAAGUUCCUCGGGGAGCGCGUGAUUGUUGCUUUUUCGGUCAAUUGAAGACAGAAUGGGCCAGACGUCUGUCUCUACCUUGUCUCAAAAUGCGAGCGGUGUUGACGGACUGGAAAAAUGUUCUCUGGCCAGCUGUGAUGUUGUGGUGGGCAGCACCCAGAAUCCUCCACUGAAGCAGAAGGGGAAGCUCUCCACUAUAGGGAAGAUCUUCAAACCCUGGAAGUGGCGCAAGAAGAAAACCAGCGACAAGUUUCAGGACCUAUCCAUAUUUCUGGAGAGGAAAAUCUCCACGAGGCAAAGUCGAGAGGAGCUGAUAAGACGAGGAGUCCUCAUUCCUGAUCAAGGACCAGAGGACCCAGUGAACCCUGAAACUCUAAAUGGCCACGCCACGCUUAGUCUGGGGUCAGAGGAGGUCAAAGUUGACAUAGAGUCUCCUGAAACGCCUUCAGAGGAGAAGACCGAAGAGUCAGAGAAUUCUGAAGACAAAGCAGCCAAAUCCUCUCAUCCUAAGAAAACUGGAGGCACAUCCAAGACCACGGCCCAGUCCUCAUCCUCCUCAUCGUCCACACAGUGUAACACAAAGAUCUCGAAGGACAGGCCUGCCAAUCCAACCGGGACAGAGAAGACCAACAAGCGCGAGCUCCAACUAGCAACUGACCCUUCCCGCUUCUCUGGAGCCCCCAAGGCCUCCCCAGACACAGACAGCCUACCAGGUGAAAGACGGCUCACGGGUCCUGGGGAUGGGAACCAGGGGGGUAAGGAGGAUCCCUCUUCUGGCCCAGAGGGCAGGCCUGCUGCUCAGGAUAACUCCUCUCUGCCUGGGGUGGAUAAAGACAAUGCCUCAGGUGCUGGCCCUCAGGACCCUGGAGAGAAAGCACCCCUUGUCAACAGCACCACUGAGGACACUUCCUUCACUGAGUCUCAAAGUGAGAGCUCCACGGAGGAAGCCCUGGGGACUGGGAAAGAUGGAGGAGGUGACCAUGAGCAACAGUCGGGGGACGAAGACCAUGACUUAGAGAAAAAUCAGAGGCCUACUAAUGGGAUUGGUGAGAAGCUCCACAGUGUUAACCUGGAGAGCCCAGAGGUUACAGUCAUCCCAGACAGUACUACGGAGUCUGACUACCACUCCAUAGUCAGCGACUCCGACUCAGAUGGGCCCAUCCUCUACCGAGACGAAGAAGAGGACGAGGAUGAGGAGGACGAGUAUACCACAAGCUCUCUAGCCAGUAAGAUCCGCCGCAGGGACACCCUGGCCAUCAGACUUGGCAACCGGCCCAGCAAGAGAGAGCUGGAGGAGAAGAACAUCCUGCCUCGUACCUCUGAGACCGAGAGGCAGGAACUCCGCCAGCAGAUUCACUCCAAGCUAGUGAGACGACUUAGUCAGAGGCCCAGUACUGAGGAACUGGAGCAGAGGAACAUUCUGAAACAGACAAAUGAAGCUGAUCAACAUGAAGCCAUACAAGAGAUUAAAAGGAGACUCUCCCGAAAGCUGAGUGUGAGGCCGACAGUAGCAGAGCUGGUGGCUCGCCGGAUUCUGCGCUUCAAUGAGUACGUGGAGUGCACAGAUGCUAAGGACUAUGACCGUCGCGCAGACAAACCCUGGACCAGGCUCACUCCAGCUGAUAAAGCUGCUAUCCGUAAAGAACUGAAUGAGUUCAAAAGCAAAGAGAUGGAAGUUCAUGAAGAGAGCAAACAAUUUACCAGAUUCCAUCGGCCCUGAGGCAUUUCUCUCUCCAGUGGGGUUGCUGGUCGGCUGCCGGCACUGCCUAAAGGCUCUCUCUCCCCGCUGCGGGCUUCACCAUUGGGCUUUUCCCUGGGGCCUGGAUGCCCCUAGGCACGGACACAUGGACACCGUCUCCCAGGGCCAACCUGGCUCCAGCUCUACAGAUCAAUAGAGGUUGAUAACAUUGGGCCACACCUGCUUACACAGACCUGACCAGACUGGGCUUUAGUGCUGUGUGAAAAGAGACAGACCGAGAGAGAGAGAGGCCAGUAUCCAUGAAGGACAAAACUGUUGCACUUUGGAACACAGCACUGAUUUAAUUACCCACAUACUUUUUGGCUUCCCUAAAGCACCUUAACAGGCCUUGACCAAGUCCCCAUGGGACUGGAAGGGAAAUGGUUUUGCAACUAUGACAAUGUUGUAGGUUAGGCAAGUCCAGCCAAAGGUAACAGUAAUCAAAUCAAUGUUUAUUUGUGAUAUGCACAGGAUACAAUGUAAACUGUGCAAUGCAAUGCUUACUUGCAAGCUUUCUCAACAGUGCAAUGACAAAUAUAACCAAAUCAGACACAUAGUCCUUAACUUAAAAUAAUCAUGGAAGUGCAUGGCAAGGUGUUAAGAAUAAAUUGUUAGUUUUACUGCCAUGUGGUCUUGAUGGUGGAAAUGAAGGUGUUUGGGUCUUGUUUUAAGGGGUGAUUGUUGAUGCUGAUCUCAAAGUGGCUGGGACUACAUGAAUUUUGCCUAGAUAAUAAGGAAUAUGUAUCAUUACUGUAUUUGUCAUGUUUUCUAGAACACUUACCAUUAUUGAGCAUAUAUUUUACAGGGACAGAGCAGAGUGGACCCUAUUGAUCUAUGUAGGCUAUUCUUCCACUCCCUCUUUCCAAAUUUAGGGCAAGUUCAGAACAAAUUGGUCUGCCCUUCAGAUUGGUUGAGCUAUUAAUAAUGGAUGGUCUGUGUAGUUUGAAAGUAUAUGAUAAAUGUUAGUAUUUUACAGUCCCAGAUGAAUCCAUUGAGCUUUUUUCCUGGUCAUAAAAUGUGAAGCAUUUCUUUGAUAUUUCUGUGAUGAGGUGCACCAAUCAAUUUACAUUCAUUUCGGACUGCUAAGGGCAGCUGUAGAAUAUAGGAAGAGAACCAUAGUAUUCAUGCUAAUGUUUUUCUCAUUCUAUGGAUUUUUUGUACAUAAUGUAUAUCAGUUGCAUGAUCACAAGUUUACUGCCAAUUACCCUAUAGAUUUUUACAUUGAUGUGAUGUACAGGAUGAGUUUCGUAUUGAUGGCGCUAUGUGCUGUUCAUAUGUGAGUACUGUAUCUUUGAAUUAUGUCAGUACAUAAUAUUCAUGUAUAUACAGUACCAGUCAAAAGAUUGGACACACCUGCUCAUUAAAGGGUUUUUCUUUAUUUUUACUAUUUUCUACAUAGUAGAAUAAUAGUGAAGACAUCAAAACUAUGAAAUAACACAUGGAAUCAUGUAGUGACCAAAAAAGUGUUAAACAAAUCAAAAUAUAUUGGAUUUUAUAUUCUUCAAAGUAGCCACCCUUUGCCUUGAUGACAGCUUUGCACAUUCUUGGCAUUCUCUCAACCAGCUUCAUGAGGAAUGCUUUUCCAACAGUCUUGAAGGAACCAAAAAUCUCAAAUUUAGAACAAAGGACAGAUUUCCAUCGGUCUAAUGUCCAUUGCUCAUGUUUCUUGGCCCACGCAAGUCUCUUCUUCUUAUUGGUGUCCUUUAGUACUGGUUUCUAUGCAGCAAUUCAACAAUGAAGGCCUGAUUCACGCAGUCUCCUCUGAACAGUUGAUGUUGAGAUGUCUGUUACUUGAACUCUGAAGCAUUUAUUUGGGCUGCAAUUUCUGAGGCUGGGAACUCUAAUGAACUUAUCCUCUGCAGCAGAGGUAACUCUGUGUCUUCCUUUCCUGUGGCAGUCCUCAUGAGAGCCAGUUUCAUCAUAGCGCUUGAUGGUUUUUGCGACUGCACUUAAAGAAACUUUCAAAGUUAUUGAAAUUUUCCGUAUUGACUGACCUUCAUGUCUUAACGUAAUGAUGGACUGUCGUUUCUCUUUGCUUAUUUGAGCUGUUCUUGACAUAAUAUGGACUUGGUCUUUUACCAAAUAGGGCUAUCUUCUGUGUACCACCCCUACCUUGUCACAACACAACUGAUUGGCUAAAAUGCAUUAAGAAGGAAAGAAAUUCCACAAAUUAACUUUUAACAAGACACACCUGUUAAUUGAAAUGCAUUCCAGGUGACUACCUCAUGAAGCUGGUUGAGAGAAUGCCAAGAGUGCAAAGCUGUCAUCAAGGCAAAGGGUAGCUACUUUGAAGAAUCUAAAAUAGAACAAAUAUUUAGAUUUGUUUAACACUUUUUUUUGGUUACUACAUGAUUCCAUAUGUGUUAUUUCAUAGUUUUGAUGUUUGAUGUUAGUUCUUCAUUAUUAUUCUGCAAUGUGGAAAAUAGUAGGUAUGUCCAAACUUUUGACUGGUACUGUAGAUGUAUUGCCACUCCCAUAUCCAUCAUGCAUAUACGAGGUCUAUAUAUUCCUCUAAAUUGCUUUAUUGUUCCGUUGUUGAUCACAUAGAUACCAUUUAUGCGAAAAAUCAACGGUGUAUGCUCAGGAAGAAGAUGCCAUAACCCUUCAGUAUUAGCUACAUAGACUAAAAGUGACCCCAUGGCCACUUAAAUGGUGUAAUAUGUUGACUUAGGGCUCUAUUCAAUCAGAUCCGCCUAAAAAUUAAAAGAUUCACACACUGAAUA